AUGCCUAUUGUUUGCAGGAAACGGUUCUAUGCUGAUGCACUUAACCCGAUUUCUCCCUACCGGCGAGGCCUCAUCCUCUUGGCUCUGACGAUGAAGCUUUACUGCGCACCAGCCUCUGAGAAUGGUAAUGAUGCCCGAUGGCCACUAUAUCAGUUGGUAAAGACAUUUUACGCGGACGUAGAGGCUACUGCUCCGAUGUCCGUGCAUAUUCUCCAGGCUGCAGUAUUCAUUGCAAUCUAUGAGAUCGACCAGGCUAUUUAUCCCUCUGCAUACCUGAGUGUGGGUACUUGCGCUAGGUAUGGGACUGCCUUGGGCCUGAAUAAAUUGAUGACAUGUCAGGUUGGGGAUGGUAAAACUGGGCUUUCAGGGGUCGAGAUCGAAGAGCAAAGACGUGUCUGGUGGGCUGUCUUGAUGCUGGAUCGACUCUUGAAUAUAGGAGACCCGGGCCGACCUUUGGCAACAGAGGAUCCAACCUUUGACAGUUUUCUGCCCAUAAAUGACAGGGAAUUUAACGAUGGUACGUUUCGGCCGGAAGACGCUAUCACGAUAUCUGCUGGAUUCAAUCAAAAAACGAGCCUCUUUGGUGGUCUUGCUCAAGCAACCUAUUUGCUCGGUCAGACAAUCAAAUCCAUUUCAUCAUUUCCUUCACCAUAUGGAGGGAGUCAGGCCGUCCGCUUCGAAGAACAUACAGCACAACUGCGCCGUACGCUACACGCAUAUGUACAGAUGGUCGAAAAAUGGACCGCAGUCCGGAAAUUACAGUACUGUCCCGCAUCUGCAAUUUGCUACAUUGCUCUCUUCUUGCUUCAGGAUCAUCACUGGAAACAAGUUGGCGCCGCAACAGCACAAGAAAUACGCAGCACCAUCUUUUACGAGACCAAAUCUGCCUGUGAAGCCAUCUCUAUCAUGGCCAAAGACCCAGAUGUGGGCUGUGUAGAUCCACCUAUUUCGAGGGUCGCAGGCGAACUCUCGACAUUGUUUCGGCAAAUGAUAUACCAAACCACGGCCCAGUUCAUAAUGGUUGGGUUUGGGGAUCCCGAUGCAGACACCAAAGAUAAGAUCGAAACCCUCACGGGCAUCUUACAUAUUAUGCAACCGCGUUGGCACCUCUCAAGUAAGCCGUUAUCAGAAUCAGUAUAA
Trichoderma breve is the source of this 1140-nucleotide messenger RNA. Its product is annotated as fungal specific transcription factor domain-containing protein. The record is from RefSeq and is a predicted model, not a curated record. Gene Ontology annotation, cellular component: nucleus. Gene Ontology annotation, molecular function: zinc ion binding; DNA binding. The transcript has 4 exons. Bases 1 to 1140 code for a protein of 379 amino acids. Gene Ontology annotation, biological process: DNA-templated transcription. Lineage: Eukaryota; Fungi; Ascomycota; Sordariomycetes; Hypocreales; Hypocreaceae.